Diorhabda carinulata is the source of this 4079-nucleotide messenger RNA. RefSeq names its product protein fuzzy homolog (gene fy). The coding region runs from base 103 to 1365 and encodes 420 amino acids. The record is from RefSeq and is a predicted model, not a curated record. NCBI's taxonomy places the organism in Eukaryota, Metazoa, Arthropoda, Insecta, Coleoptera, Chrysomelidae. The transcript has 6 exons. Gene Ontology annotation, biological process: vesicle-mediated transport; non-motile cilium assembly.
ACAAAUAAUUGAACAAUUAAGAAGAAGAAGACAUGACGUUUUUAUAUUAGGCUAGUUAAUUUUGAAAAGAUAAUUAUUUAUUCUAAUAUUUAUUGAUAGAAAAUGUCAGUUUAUAUUACUUGCGGAACUUCUGGCGGCGGUUUACCGAUAUUUUCGAGAAAAAAAGGAAACGCUGAAACACUCCCAUUUUCUGUAAUAGGAUCUUUGAAUGGUAUACAUAUGUUUGGAAAACCUUUCGGUAUAGAAAUCUUAGAUACUUUAACUGAUGACUAUACCAUAAGUUGGAAGGAAUUUGAAGACAGUAUUAUUUUAAUUGGGGUUGCUAGUGGGUGUUCUAUAGAUGUCCUUAAUAGAGUACUUGUUGAUAUAUUCAACACUACAGUGUUAAUAGUUGGUAUAAAGGAAUUGAAACUACAAAGAAACAUAGAAAGACUAAAAAGAGAAUUGAGAAUAGCAUGUCCUGUUAUUGAUAGAAUAAUGGAUUCACUUGAUUGUGGAGAUGCUAACAAUAAACAUACUUCAGAUAUAGUAGGAUUUGCAGAAACAAUCUUAUGCACUGAAAAUCAUUUAAUACAGAUAGUUUUAGAUUCCUUUACAGAAUAUGUUGAUUCAAUGUUCAGUUGUAUAUUAGUGGAAGGAAAAAUAGCAGCAGCUACAGAAAGUUGGUGGUCAUUACACCCCGAUGAAUUAAGAUUGCUCUCUUUGUUAGCCGUAUCUGAAAAUACAACAGAUUCUAAAGAUAUUCCUGUAUUUUUACCGCAUAAGAGUCCAACUGUCGCUUUUAGAUUUGUAGUAUGUACUUUGAUACCAGAGGUGCAAUUGUGUUGUUUGUGUGGUCCUACACCUCCUCUUAAUGAAAUUGAGUUAUCUGCUACUCAGAUUUUUAGGAAUUCAGCUGAUAUUUUAAAUGCUGCUGCACAGUGUAUUCCCAGAAACUUUCCUGCUUCCUAUAUUAUUGAUUCCAGUAUUUUGGGGCAACUACUAGUAAAUUGUGUUUCUAAAAAAUAUAUGAUAUCAAAAAGUCCUCAACAGCUGACUAAGAAAUCAGCAACAAGUUCUCAUCGUUUGGAUAUCCUCAGGACUUUCUUCUAUAGAGCGGUUUUAAAUAAUUUGAUAUUGUCUGAAGAUUCUUAUGAUAAACAAAAUAAUUCAAUCUUAUCCAAUGAAUGUGAUAAUUUAGAGGUUGUAGAAAAUGCUGGGAUAGAGACUUAUUGGUGUUCUGAAUAUCAUAAAUGUCAUGCUUUAAGAAUUGGUGAUAAUGUAUUAAGUAUAUUAUAUAAUUCAACUGUACCUACAAAUGCUCUAAGAGCUAUUACGGAAAAGACCCUUAGACAAUUAAUAUCAGACAAACAGGUUUGUUGGUAAUAGGAAUGUGUUGUAUGACCACUAAGAAUUCAACAAAAUUUGGCAGGUUGUCAUCAUGGAGAUUAAUAAAAAUGUCAAUGUUUUUUCAAAUAUUUCAAACGAUUUUAAAAUUACAGCUAUGUAAAGAUUCCCAAAAUCCAAUGUGACAUACUUUGUUAUGAAAAGUUUUUUUCAAAACUCAAAUUCAAUAUUAUCAUUUUGACUUUCUCAAAAAGUAAGUUUUUAAAAAUUUUCAAAAAAUUCCUAUAAAAAGAUCACUUUCAAAAAGUAUAAACUAUUUAUAGAAAAUUUUUAAAAAUACUCUUUAUGAGAAAAUCAAAAUUUUUAAUUUGAUUUUUCAAAAAUAAUUUUUAUAACUAAAUAUGUUGUAUGCCAUUAAAAGAAAAAGCAUUUAACACGUUCGUGGACAGUACCUGUUGGUUAUUUUGAUUUUAAUGCAGUAGGUUAGGUUAGGAGUCUCUCUGUUUAAGGUCUAUCUUUAUGUGUAUAGGUUGUUUCAUACCUAGAAUAACAUUUUAGUCACCCCCCACUACUCGACGCAGAUAAAUGCGUCCUGCUAAAUUUUAAGUAGAUUGCCUACCGAAACCUUGACAUAACGCUGUAAUGCGCGUCCUAUGCUGAUAAACGUUUUGUCAUGAUAUGAAUAAGUUAACUGCCACUUACCGUAGACGGGUAUUAGUGCUAUAGAAUUAAAUAAAAAUAAUUUUCAAAAGGAUCUUUAUUCGAAUAAAAACAUUUUCAUCUCAAUGAAACCUAAAUUUAAGGAUUUUCAUUUCUCUCAUGCCACUUCUCAAAACAGCUGGGGCAUAAAGCUGGUUUCCCUAUACAUCCUUUGCACCUGUAGUUUAUUUCCCUACGCAGAUUUUUCAUAGUGCAUAGUGACCAUUUUUUCUAGGAAUAGUGUUGUUGUCUCGUUUGUUGCUCGUCUCGCAAUUUUCAGACUCGUCCAAGAAAGUAGCAAUUUCAGUCCUUGGCAUACAAAAAACUAAUUAUGAGGCAGUGUCUUAUAGUACACGUCACUUCCAAUAGUUUUUCCAAAUAGAUAAGAGUUAAAGUUGAAAACAAUCUUGCAUCACCUUGUCUACUGGGGUCACAAGAAGAUAAAGACGUAUACUUCCGUUGAAUGUUGUCCCACUUUGUAUCCAUUUCGAGGUCAGUAUGGUUGAAGUGCUCAAGUAAUUCCUUCUUUAGAACUUACUAAUCCCAAACUCCAACUGUCGUGUACAAUCCCAUUAUUAUCAUAGUGGUUGAUAUUUUUAAAUAUACUACUUCUCUGUAUAUAGAGCAGAAAUUAAAUUGAUUUAGUUAGAACUAGAAAGGCAUUUUGUCUGAUGCUCGUAAUGGAGCAGUAAAACUGAGUCCGUGAAUCGUUCAAAAAUUUCAAUAACAUCUGACUGAUAAACAGAAAAAGGUGUUAAAGAGUGUUUGAAGGAAAUUAGGAGAGAUAUUGAAUCCGGAGAUGAAUGAUUAUUAUCACAAUAGAACAGACAAAUUAUCAUCGUACUGUUAAUACUUUAUUUCGAAAUUUGAUUACUGGUGAUAUCCCAUAUUCUUACUACAGAAACUUAUUCAGAACGUAAAUUUUAUAUACAAAGAAUUGUAGAAAAUCUACUCAGCUACAAACUUUUCAUUUGAAAAAAUGCUAAAAAUUUAUAAAUUUGUGCGAUCAGAUUGUUGCUAUCUACCAGUUUGUACUUUUACUAGCAGUGCUAACCAACCUUGACGAAAUGCAGAUUAUAAAAAUAAAAAUCCUUUUCAAAUGAAGAUAUUGAUGGGAAUAUAAGUCCUUAAAUGUGAGAAUAGAGCAUGGAGAUCGAAAUCUAUCAGAAAUAUAUAUAAAAAUAAAAAUAGCCAUUAACUACCGACAUCACCUUUACCGGUGGGUCGUGAGCCGUACUGUUCCAAUUUACGGAACUCGAUCAAACGCCGUACGGCGUCUACUCUCAGUGAACGUGUUAAAACAAUUAGGAUAAAAACAAUGGCUAUUUCAAAAUGCGUAGGAUUUUGGUUGGAUUUUCGAAAACUUUACUUAUCGGCAAUUCUGAGACUGUUUUAGAUGUUUAAAAAACAAAUGGCAUUUUUCUUAAUCUCUAUAUGGACAGUCUUCAUAACAAUUUUCAUCAAAUUCUGAGGGGGUCAAUUAAUUUUUUAUAUAUAUAAUAAUUUCAUAUGGAAUGACGCUGUAAUUUAAGGAAAACAAUCUGUUUUAUUAAUAAUUUUAGAUAAAUAGAUUAUUUAAUAAUUUUAGAUAAAUAGAUUAUUUAAUAAUUUUAUGCACAUCAUAGAAAGUGUUUUAUUUGAUUUGCUUCGUUGGUAUAGAUAUAACGCACUUCUGCUCAAUACUGUCAUAAGUCAAGAAUCCAAACUGUCCAGUAAUAAUCGUUUGAAUUUAAUUCCAAAUUUAUUUUUCACUUUUCGUAUGAUAACUCAAAAACUGACGAAAUUACUACGAUGGUGCUAUUUAAGUGACAUAAUUUGAGAUAAGUUUUGUAGUACCAAUAGUACAAUAAAAGAGAUUUUUUUGAGUCAUGACACUAUUUGAGUGGAGGUGCGAUAUCACUGUCAUAAUUAUUGUUUAUUUAUUUAAUUUUUUAAUUUAGAAAAAAAUCUAUUAUACUAGUCAACAGAAAAAUUAAUUUAAUUUUUUCCUAUUGGAAAAGAUUAUAUGAUUCGUAAUGUUUAUAGAAAAAAUAAAUUGAAAAAAUGGAAAAAAA